GGACGUUUUCACCCGAAUUCUUUAGCUGCUCGGGUGCCAUCGCCUGGCGCCCCUCUGUGGGCUCCGCAGUAAAUGCCCUCACCCCAGCCCUGCAAGCCAUGACCCCCGCGGGCUGCAGGCUCCGCUUCCACUGUGGGGUGUCCAUUUGCAUCAGUGCGCUUAUUUGCUGCUGUUUAUGUUCACCUUAGACGGGUGCGGGGUUGGGGGCGGGACGGUCUAAGGUAGGCUCGCGGAUCUGCAUGCGCUGCGGGUGUGUCGGGAGGCGAGCGUAACAGGGCUUCUGUCUUUGCAGAGCCAUGGGAAGCAAGAAGAAGGAAAUCGCCCUGCAGGCCAACAUCAGCACCCAGGAGCUUUGGGAGGAAAUGCUCAGUUCCAAAGGACUAACUGUGGUCGAUGUCUAUCAGGGCUGGUGUGGCCCCUGCAAGCCUGUGGUGAGCCUCUUCCAGAAGAUGAGGAUCGAGGUUGGCCUGGACCUUCUGCACUUUGCAUUGGCGGAGGCAGACUGUCUUGACGUCCUCGAAAAAUACCGCGGGAGGUGUGAGCCCACCUUCCUGUUCUAUGCGGGAGGGAAACUGGUGGCUGUGGUUAGAGGAGCAAAUGCCCCACUGCUGCAGAAAACUAUCCUGGACCAGCUGGAGGCCGAGAGGAAGGUGCUGGCUGAAGGCAGAGAACGGAAGGUGAUCAAAGACGAGGCUCUCUCUGAGGAGGAGGAACGCUUUUCCCAUGAAAAGGACGGUGGCGAAGACGCGGACGUGGCUUCAUCAGAGAAGACCUGUACCUUGGCGAUCAUUAAACCAGAUGCAGUCGGCCACGGGAAGACUGAUGAGAUCAUCAUGAAGAUCCAGGAAGCUGGGUUUGACAUUACAAUGAGUGAAGAGAGGACCAUGACGGAGGCAGAAAUGCGACUCUUCUACCAACACAGAGCUGGAGAGGAGGCAUUUGAGAAGCUGGUACAUCACAUGUGCAGUGGGCCGAGCCACCUCCUGAUCCUCACCAGGACUGAGGACACCGAGGACGUUGCCACCACCUGGCGAGCCCUCAUGGGACCCUGUGACCCGCACGUGGCCAGGAGGGAGCAGCCUGACAGUCUCCGCGCUCAGUACGGCACGGAAGUGCCCUUUAACGCGGUCCACGGGAGCCGGGACGCGGAGGACGCCCGCCGAGAGCUGGCUCUGCUCUUCCCCAGCUUUACGUUUGCAGACCACGUCCCGGAAGCCGCUCUGGACCGCGAGGAAGGAGUGGUGGGCCCCACCGAGGUGCUUCCCUUCCCUGAGGAAUUGCACUGAGAUGGACGUGCAGCCUCCGCAGCACGGGACCCAGGGCGCGGCCAGCAAGUGAAAUGCCAGUGCGUUCCCAUCUGCUGCGCAUAAGGAAAGCUCUAGAAUCGGAGCUUUUGAGCUCCGAUUUCUUUUAGUUUAGCUCUCUUUCAUGAAUAAUAAAAUAGUUUCCUGCCUUAUUAAACAGUAUAUAGCACAUAUACUUUUCUUUUGUGGCUGUUUCUGGAAUUUUACAAAGUAAGUGGACAUUAGGCGUACUCUGCUAUGUUGUCUUGGGGGAAACGG
Molecule: messenger RNA, 1562 nt
Organism: Myotis daubentonii (Daubenton's bat)
Lineage: Eukaryota; Metazoa; Chordata; Mammalia; Chiroptera; Vespertilionidae
Gene: NME9
Product: NME/NM23 family member 9
Biological process (GO): CTP biosynthetic process; UTP biosynthetic process; GTP biosynthetic process
Molecular function (GO): nucleoside diphosphate kinase activity
Source: RefSeq, a predicted model, not a curated record